Messenger RNA from Thrips palmi, 648 nucleotides. RefSeq lists its product as uncharacterized. The record is from RefSeq and is a predicted model, not a curated record. NCBI's taxonomy places the organism in Eukaryota, Metazoa, Arthropoda, Insecta, Thysanoptera, Thripidae. The coding region runs from base 124 to 648 and encodes 174 amino acids. The transcript is spliced from 2 exons.
UCGAAACAUUAUCUUUGUGUAGUCUGCGCCGCCCGCGCCGAAAGCCAUCGUAUCUGCACAAAAGCAAGUGUCCACGUGGACGCUCCGACCACGGAGAGCUUCGUUCUAGCCGCAGUGCGUUGGAUGAACAACGUGUUCUGCAGCUCGGACCCGGCCUGGUUCCUGGAACUUCUGCGCAGCGCCUCGCCGUCGCUGGAGGAGCUGCGAGUGUGGAACCCUGGCGAGGGCCACCUGCUGGCGGUGCACGGCAUGCCCCGUCUGCGGCGUCUGGACCUGCAGUGCACGGAGGGCGACCUGGACGAGGCGCCGCCCGUGCUGCCCGCGCUGCCGCACCGCAGCGGCCUGCAGUGGCUGCGCGUGGGGGGCCUGCCGCUCGCCACCACGCGGUCCCUGCUGCUGGCCCACGGGCCUGCACUGGAAGUGCUGUGGCUGGACAUGGGCGCCGUGCCCGGCGGCGAGUGGCCCGAGGGCUGCAGCGACCUGGCCGCCCUGCUGGCCCCGUGCGCCGCCCUCGCCCGCCUCGUGUUCAGGCGCCACGACCACGACCGCGGGGCCUGCCGCGACCAGCUCACUGUGGCGCGCGCCGCGCUGCCGGCCUGCACCGUGCAGUGCCAGCAGUGCGACCGGGUCGCGUACGAGGACUUCUAG